AUGGAGCAGAAGGAAUGGCUGGACCAGAGGAUAAGGGUUGAUGGAUCCUCCUUUGCUGAACAGAAGCAAGUUGAAGUGGCAAGGAACGUGAAGAUUUUCAGCUGGAGCUCUGGAAAGGGCUUGGGAGAAGGUGUAGUGGAGAAAGUGACUAGCCCUCUUGAGGAUAUUGAGUUGGAGUCAGACCUGGAAGACUGGAAAUUAGAUGGCGAAGGCUUCUAAUUCAUGCCAACCAAUACAGCUUUUCCUGAGAUGAAAAUUACAACUCAAUAUGAGGAAGAGGACUGGAAUAAAGAACUGGCAAAAAGUGAAAACAAUAACAAUCCUUAUGGAUUCGAAGAUGUUAUGCACUGUAGAAGUUUCUUGGAUCAAAAUCCAGUGGCAUUAUGUCCAAUUCAAGACAAGCCUUUGUACAACCUAAGCUUGCACCAUGUAGCACCACUGACUUUGAGCCAUCUAGAGGACAUGCUGGUAGAUGGCCAGUUUGAUGAUGCUGUUGACUGA
This is a messenger RNA of Elgaria multicarinata webbii, 501 nucleotides long. RefSeq names its product coordinator of PRMT5 and differentiation stimulator (gene COPRS). Gene Ontology annotation, cellular component: nucleus. Gene Ontology annotation, molecular function: histone binding. The record is from RefSeq and is a predicted model, not a curated record. Lineage: Eukaryota; Metazoa; Chordata; Lepidosauria; Squamata; Anguidae.